AGGGUUGUAUUAGAUGGUAGAAGUAUUUUUCUGUUGAAGGAGAUUUCAAUACAUAUUUAAUUUUCUUCAAUGAAAAGCUAUAUUAUUGUCUAUAUAGUAUAGUAAUAUGUUUUAAGACGAAUUCAACCAGAUGUUAUUUGUGUAAUUACCUUUCAUGAAAGCUGAUAAAAUAGACAAAAAACCGUAGUGUUCUUUCUUUACUUACAAAGUCCUUUCACUCGUAACCCUGCACAAUGUUACAGCGUUUCAGUAAUUUUCAACAUUUCUCGAGUUAUUUCAGUAUACAUUCAGUAACAUAUAUAUUCUUCUGCGUAAAUUACACAGCCAUGAAAAUAUGUGUGACUUGUUUUGGUUGAACACAGAGUUAAGUAGAUUUAGCAUAAUCAGUACUGUCAGUUUUUGACUAUUUUAUCCCCUUCCGUGAAAGGAAAUGAAUUAAAUUGAAUUGGCCAUGAAACGUACUACCAUUGCAUGAAUCCAAAAAUAUAGCAUUCCGUUAGAUAACAUUAAAUUGCAUUCGAAAUCUGAUUCAUUACAACAGAUAGAAGAAAAAAUGUUGCAGCCAUCUAGUACACUUCUUCGUACCAAAUAACUUUUCUUGAAACAUUUUUUGCAUGAUAUCACCCGCUUAGACAAUAUUUAAUGUUUGCUAAUGAAAAAAGGUUCGAACGAUAUGCAUCUACAUAUUCAUUCUUAACAAAUUCAAUUACAGAAAUUUUCUAAGUAAAUAAUUUUGAAAUGAUAUUUUUGUAAGAAAAUUUCUAUUAAGGCUCUAAUAUAGUUGGAUAAUUUAUUUUAGGGUUUUUUAACAUGUUUUCGAAUCUACAUUAUAAUUGAUACAUAACACGUUUUCCAAUCUAUAUUAUUAUAUUAUUAUUUAUAUUUCCGAUUGAACUUUCAAUUUUUUAAUAUUACUAUACGAUUUUUCUAGUUACGUACAUAACGCAUAUAACAAUUUUUCGUAUUUAUCUAUACAAGCUUCAGUUCUUUUAUCAUGUAUAUCCUCCUUGUAUUUUAUAUAUCAUUUAUUCUCUCAACCUUUUUGAUGCACAUAUAAGUAUUAAUUUGAUAUUAUAAUUAUGUACAUAUACGUAAAGUUAUAAAAUAAAUAUUACAUACAAGUAUCAUUCGCGUUAUUAUUAAUUUUGUAUAUUUGUUGCGCAUUCAAUUACUUUGUACAUGUUUACUGCUCCACUGUAAAUAGUAGACAAUGCAAAAUACUUGAAUAAAAUGGAAGUGGCACUUCCAGAAUAAUGUUGCUUCACCUAGUUUCUGUUUAAUUAUUAAGUUAACAAAUUUUAUUACGCGCUUUUAAUGUUUGUAUUACCAAUAAAAAGUGUUGACUCAAAAAUCCGAGAAAUAAUAACUAGUUGAAAAAUUCGCUACGCUUCUACGCUUGUAGCCUGAGACUUGAAAACGGACCAUGAAUUAUGCCAAUCCUGCGUCAAUCGUUAGAACAGGAUAGUAUCUAGAUCUUCUUUCUUUCUUCGUAUCUAGAGCUUCUUUAAGCAGAUUUUUAAUCUUUUAAUGAAAUUCAGUGUAUCUGCUAAAUAUUGUUUUUAUUAAUUUAUCACAUUAUGUUUAAUACAUUGUCACAGUUCCCAAAGUUUUCAUUUUUCUUUUUACCCUUUUUACUUUUCUCUGUUAAUAACGAAAAUAUCAACUUAAUUAACGAAUCAAUAAUAUAGUCUGUAUGUUGUAAGUUGCACAUCAAGGAUACCUAAUUCAGGAUGCGAAGAUCAAAGAUUCGAUAACGAUAUUCUUUGGCUGCAGGUUUAAAUGGAAGUCUCCUCGUGGUUGAUUCAAAAGUCCAAAAUUUUUAAAUGAAUUCGACGCGGAAUUUUUCGAGAUUUUUGAAACAAUACUGUACACAGAUAUAUGUAUGUGCUUUGCUGUUGUAUUAUGUAUUUUUCAGGGAAAUGAAAUCAAAACAUUUAUAGGUAACUAUCAGUUUUUAAGUAAACGGAAGCUAUAUUAACCCUUUUGUUCUGGAUUACUUGUCACAUAGACGAUUCAUUGUAGUUGAAUUGCAUCGUUGAACAGACGACAUUAAUACAUAUGGAGUUCUUACAAUGCACUAUUGUGUUUUUUGUUCUGUGGCACAAAUAUUGUUUAUUAUACAGCUACUAGUAUUAUUCCUUUGCAUUUGAGAUGCCCCCUUCUUAUUGUUAUUCAUACAGUUCAACAUUUGUAAUUAAAAUUUCUAUUUAAAAGCUGUUCAUAUUACAAAUCAUAAAACAACAGUAAAAGUACAGUUUUUCAAAUUUUACUGCUAGUACUUUUAUUUUUAAUUAAUUAUUUUAUAUAUAUAAUAUAAUAUAUAUUUUAUUAUAUUAUAUAAGAUGUAAUAGUUGUUGAAAUAAAUAGUUGUUUUCUUUAAAUAAUUAAUUUUGAUACUUUAUUAAAAAUAAUAUACUUUUAAUGUAACAAGCAACGUUUCCGUAAAAUCGUUUUUAUGGAAACCACAAAUUUUCAGGUAAAUAAUAUAUGCACAUUUUCUGAUGCGAAAGAGUUGACUAUUCGCCCCAAUAAGACUACUUUCUUCUUCAGAAUAGAAUUCUUUAUCCUCUUCUACUUGCAGAGGAUAUAAAAUAUUAAUAACCGUUGUUUCUGAGGGUGAAGCCACGCGUUUGGAUCGGUGGAAACGUGUGAAAGCAGAGUUUUUCAGAAUGAUUUCAACAUUGAGAAAUAAUGACAAAUUUUGUUAAAUAUAUUGAGAAUAAUAAAAUAAGCAAUUAUACAACUACGGACAAUUUUACGAGCUCUUUUUACAAGUGUUCACCUAUCCAGAUGUGUGUAGUUACUCCUGAUAACGGGUUUUGUACGCACAGUGCUGUACUAUAUGCACAAGAAACCGCAAAUGUGCAUACUAAAAUUCUGGAGAAUUAAUAGCAAAAUAGAACGCGGGCAAUGUAUGAAAUGUUUGAAAAUAUAAUUUUGAAUCAAACAAAUGUUGUUUAUAAUUGCGUUUAGAGGACACUGAUUGAACAACUACAUUUUUGUUACGCGUGUCGUAAAAUAAUAAUUCAUACGGCAGUAAUUUGCACAAGAAAUGCAUUUAACGCACUAUUUGCGGUUUUUUACAGUUGAAUUGCGUAUUAUUGCAACGUGCAUAACAAUGAUAACUGAUUAAUACGUGCAUGAACAACUGAUAAAUACGUGCAUGAACAAUUGAUUAAUAACCACUUGUAGGUAUUAUUAUUAUUAUUACUAUUAUUAUUAUUAUUAUUAUUCAUUAUUAUUAUUACUAUUAUUAUUAUUAUUAUUAUUAUUAUUAUUAUUAUUAUUAUUAUUACUAUGAUGUAUGAUAGUGAAACAUUAACCAGAAUACUAUUUCCACAGAAUUUUGAAUUUGAACUUAACGUUAAUGAUUGUAAAAUUAUAUUUUCAUCUUACUCUUUGUUGGAGUAAAAGUUUAGGUUUUUCACACAAGAAUCAAAACCCUCGAUGGAUGCUUGUGAAAGCGAAGAGUUUAUGUCUUCUUCUGUAUGUUCAAAUAAAAGCGAAGCUAGACUCGAGAAUUUGUUAUGGUAUCACGGUGAUAUGAAGUUAUGCACUAUAUAUCCUCAACAAAAUGUUGAUAUCUCAAGUUGGUUAACGUAUCAAUAUGGAAGAACGUUUUUUCCUUUGCAUACAACUAACGCUGCUGGAAGUUCGUUACAACCAGAGUACAAAUUAUAUAUCCUUGUUGAAGCCGACCUUGAGAGUUUUAAUCCUACUUCUACGACAAAGGCUACAAAGGUUGAAGAAUAUGGUUUAAUUAUAACAUGGACGGCAAAUAAAAAUAUCGAUUUAAUUAUAGAGACAGAUUUAGAUAAACUUGUAAAAUUUUUUAUCGCAUCUAUGGAAGGUCAAUGUUAUAUUAAUAAUGGCUUGUUGCUGAAACGUAUACAGACUGUCCUGAUAUCAGGAAAGCCUUGUCUUUACGACUUCGAUUUACUGAAUGCACCGCCAGCUAAAAGGUUUAUAGAUAAAACGGAUUGGGAAACGCAUGUUGGAAAGUUAAGAAUAUUAAGCGACUGUGCCAGGUUAGCAACGGAGCAAUGCACAACACUCGAAGUCGCUGAAUUUCCAGGCUUAGUAAUGUAUCCGGACAAUACUGUAACAGAUAGAGAUGUCGAAAGUUCGUAUCGAGUUGCAUCAAAUGAAACAUUAGAAACUGAAAAUAGCAGUCUGAUUUCUACGCAAGAUUCCGUAAACAUUCUACAAGAAACUCUGUAUUCAUCAAAUGCGACAGACAUUGACAGAGAAGAGAAUAUUUCACGUCAAGAAGUAUUACGUAUGGCUAGCAAAUCACUCGACAUGCUAAAUACUAGAGAAGAAUCAGACGGCGACAAAGUUCGGCCGGCAUCAUGCAUUGAUAUCAAAACCACAACUGUGCCUGUGGAAAAGAAAACUAUUUUCGGUGCAAAGUACACUAGAGGCGCACCGCCUCGAGGUAAUUUAAAAAAUAUGGCGGAAAUAACAGCAAAACUACCCUGUAAAACUGUUAAGCCACCGAAUGUUUUAAUAUUUGCGGAUAGUAUUAUAGCACUUAACAAUGUGAAGAGUGUAUUAGAAGAGUCUCUCGGGACAUCUAAUUAUACUAUUUAUGCAUUAUCAUUAGACGAAGCACGUAGCGAUGCGUGGGUGGACAAUGCGGUUUUAGUUGUUGUUUGCGGAAAUGUUGGGAAUGAAGUCGGAAGCCAGCUCGUCGAAUAUAUUCUUGGUGGUGGUAAACUUCUCGCAUUAUGCUCCGACGUGCUCCAUGUAUUGCUUCCAUCGUUCAAAACUGCGGAAGUACGCGAGAAUGAGCUUGUUCACUUUUCUUACGGAAAAUGGAAACAUGUAAGAAUGAUGCACCAUAUUUUCUGUUAUCAAGCGUCUCCUAUACGAACAAGAUUUUCUCAAGAUCAUGAGGAUGUCAAAGUAUCUAGCAUAUCUACGCCGACUUCGUCAAAUGUAAAAGAUAGAAGAGGAAACUCGCAUUUAUUUGAUGUAAAAGUGCUUGGAACCGAGGAGACAUGGCAUACACCAAGCAUUUUACUUGCCAGCCCAACAGGAAACGUUGGUAAAAUUGUUUUCUCCCAAAUACAUCUGGAGGUAAAUCCUAUGCAAUAUGAACUUGAAGAGAACAAAUUUAAGGCUUUAACAGAAAGCAAUGAUGCUAGGAUAGAAAUACUUAAUGAUCUGUUAAGUGUACAUUUGGGACUUGAACUUCGUAAAACUACAAGUCUGUCUCUAACUUACACGCCAGCUUACUUCUUGGGCCGACACGAGUUGAAGUUGGAAAUGUUAAACAGAUUAAAAGACAAGAUGGAAUCCAACGACACCUUAAAAUUACCAAAUUUGGAAAUACAAUUUUGCCGAAGUAAUACAUGUUCCAAACCGGCUUCGUGUUCGUUUCUUCCAAUUAUGGUACACCAGUGUCCUGAACAUUUCUCAACGAUCGAAUAUUUUGAGAAUUUAACCACGAAAGAUUUAGGUCGUUUAGUAAUAUACGCGGAUGUAAUGAAAUCAUCCAUGGACGUUGUAGGCGGGGUAGAAUUACAACAUGGUUUAGCUGUUAUUCCUAGUCAGCAAACUCAAGGACGAGGACGAAAUAAAAACCAAUGGUUAAGUCCUAAAGGAAGUGCAUUAUUUACGUUACAAAUGCAUAUAUCGACUGAUACUAUACUUGGGCAACGUAUUCCACUCUUGCAGCAUUUAGUAUGUGUCGCGAUUGUAUCUGCAAUUAAAUCUCUACCUGAAUACGAGGAUGUUGAUCUGACAAUAAAAUGGCCUAACGACAUAUAUAUUGGGAAGAGAGUUAAAGUUGGUGGUAUGCUAAUUCAAACUACAAUAGCAUCUGGUGUUAACAUCUGUGAUGUCGGUGUUGGAGUCAAUUUGUCCAAUAGCGAACCACUUUGUUGUAUUAAUGAUGUAGUAAAAUUGAUUAAUAAAACUUUCAAUAAGCAGUUAAAGCCCAUCUCUUGCGAACAAUAUUUUGCCAUUGUGUUUAAUGAGAUUGAAAGGUGGGUGGACACUGUACAAAGUGGAAAUAUAGACGAAUUUUUGGAUGCUUAUUACAUGUAUUGGGUUCACAGUGAUCAAGACAUAACAAUAAUAUCAAGAACAGGUACAUCAGAAAAAGCUAAAGUGUUGGGUAUCGAUGAGUAUGGAUUUUUACGUGUUCGUGGGGAAAAUGGAUCUAUAUUCACUGUACAUCCCGAUGGAAACAGAUUCGAUCUCCUUAAGGGACUCGUAACUCCUAAAUAAUUCGACUAACACGUAAAAAUAAUUUCGUUGAGGAUUGUUCAGUCAUUAGUUAUAUAUUGUUAUUCUGUUUUAUUUUUAUACGUCAGUAAACAAGGUAGUUUUUUUACUUUUACUUUGUUUGUUUCUAAAUAUAAUAAAUACACUGUGUGAACUAUAUUUAAUCUUCUCCUAUUAUACCCUGUCACAGAACUUUUAUUAUGUACUGCUUAUUAAACAUAUAUAUGAU
Molecule: messenger RNA, 6463 nt
Organism: Megalopta genalis
Lineage: Eukaryota; Metazoa; Arthropoda; Insecta; Hymenoptera; Halictidae
Gene: Hcs
Product: holocarboxylase synthetase-like protein
Biological process (GO): protein modification process
Cellular component (GO): cytoplasm
Molecular function (GO): biotin--[biotin carboxyl-carrier protein] ligase activity
Source: RefSeq, a predicted model, not a curated record